CCGAGUAUAGUAAGUCGCUGUUGGUUCGAGCAGAUAACAGUAAGUUCGGUUGGUUUGGUUGGGCGUACUUUCCAGAACUAACAUCGUUGACUGACUUAAACCCUUCGACUGCUCCGGAACCAUAAUGGAGAUAUUACAAGCACAAGUCCUCAAACAGACCUGGCAGGCCCUCUGGAUCACAGCACUUCUCCUUUGGGUACUGCAGGUUCUGUGGAUCAACAAAGUUCCAGCCCUUCAGGUGACUCUACAGGAGUGGAAUCUGCCACCAUGCCUCAGUCAGAUUAUCUAAAUACGGAUUUGGCAGUUGCAGGAGAUCCCUCCAGUAUUAACUUACCAACGCAAUCAUCAAGUUCACUUGAUCAGCAGAGCACAUUUUCUGCAGCUCCCACUGGUGCUGGAGAUCAGCUUGAAAUCAUCCUCCAUACAAAUUUCACAGACUCAAGGGAUCCAAACGCAACAAGUUUACAAACAGACUUCCCAGGUACUGUUGAAGAGUUUACUCCUGGACCAGAAUUAAAAGACCCCGUGGUAGUUACUGCUUCAACAGAUUCCACAGGUGCUUCAUACACAGCAACCCCAGCUACAGGGGAUUCACAUGGUGCUAUCGCCCAGACAAUGUUGACAGCUACAGCUGGUCCACCUGAAAAGACCCAAGCCCCAGUAAAUGAGAGUCAGACCAGUGUUGUGCCUAAGGCAGAGUCUGCUGUUCCCAGUAAUGAACAUGACCUUACCUCUGGUCAGGGUCCUGAAGGUACAGAAAAUGUGGAACUGGAGGAUACCUGCUGAUUUUCAUGUCAAACCGCAAGUUAAACUUUUACGCUACAGCCUCAACUGUUUCGACGAAAUGGUCCGGAAAAAAAACAACAGUGACGGAAUAAUGGGAAAAUUCAAAUUUUUUUAAUAUAUUUUUUCCAAACAGCAUAUUUAAUUAAACGUAAGUGGCAGGAACGUACGUGUUUUAGAUCUAUGCUACUCCUAUGUACCUUUUUGUUAAAGAAUCUAUGCAUUGUAAACAGCAAGGCUUGUGUCAAGUGACAUUGUCAGAAACAAUAAAAUGAUCUACUUAUUUAAAAUAUUUAUAUUAACAACACAAUACUGCUCUUUGAAAACUAUACUUCUGAUUCUGUGCGAUUGCUGAAAUGCAACAAAUAAGCCAUUGUUUCAAACUCAGACUUAUGCAUGGGUAUUUGUCUUUUUCCUUACUGUAUACUGCAUUAUAGUGCAUUAACAUAUCCUGACUUUGAGAUUUGUAUACUGCUGAUUCAGAGAGGGGGGAAUAAAUACAUGUGUAAAAUUUUAAAGUGUUGUCGCAAAAUGAAAUAACCGCAGAAACGCCGUUCAACACUCUGCUUCUGGUAAUCGUACACUCGGGCAGGCCGUGUAGCACAGCGGGUAAGGCUUUGGACUUCAGACCCUGAGGUUGGGGGUUCAAAUCCAGGGGGGGAUUGAAUUGGCAUAAGAAAUGUAAUCGAUUGUAUCUCCCCAGUGUUGUAAGUCCUCUUGGAUAAAGGCGUAAGCCAACAAAAGCAAAUAAUAAAAAGCUUAACACUGAAAGCAGACUAUAAACUAACUUUUUAUUAAUUUUGAGAAACGCAAUUAAGGAGAAGGCAUUUGACUUUUGACUGUUUACAAGCUCGAUUAACAGAAUCAGAAGAAAAAUAUUCUGCAACACGCAAUAUCAAUAAUGUGGAAAACGCAAUAACAGGAGUUAAA
Polypterus senegalus (gray bichir) is the source of this 1713-nucleotide messenger RNA. RefSeq lists its product as uncharacterized. NCBI's taxonomy places the organism in Eukaryota, Metazoa, Chordata, Cladistia, Polypteriformes, Polypteridae. The record is from RefSeq and is a predicted model, not a curated record. Bases 268 to 786 code for a protein of 172 amino acids. The transcript is spliced from 17 exons.